Gallus gallus (chicken) is the source of this 11225-nucleotide messenger RNA. RefSeq names its product SWI/SNF related, matrix associated, actin dependent regulator of chromatin, subfamily a, member 2 (gene SMARCA2). Gene Ontology annotation, molecular function: ATP-dependent chromatin remodeler activity; DNA binding; ATP binding. The transcript is spliced from 33 exons. Lineage: Eukaryota; Metazoa; Chordata; Aves; Galliformes; Phasianidae. Gene Ontology annotation, biological process: positive regulation of transcription by RNA polymerase II; chromatin remodeling. The record is from RefSeq and is a predicted model, not a curated record. Gene Ontology annotation, cellular component: RSC-type complex; nucleus. Bases 5624 to 10276 code for a protein of 1550 amino acids.
AUCCACAGGAAGGCAUGCACCAAAUGCAUAAGGUAAUAAUUUAUUACAAGUGAACCUUUUGUUCUUAAAAGUUCUCCCCAUUGAAUAGAAACCCAACUUCUACAGCAUUUAGGCCUGCAUAACUGUUACUAAAAGUCACGUAUCACCUGCAAAACUGCAACAACACUGUUAGUGCUUUCUUUGUUGCUAAAGAUGAUGCACACAUGAGAUUACAUACAGCUUCUUUGCUCUGAAUAAGCUACCUUGAAUUGCAGACCUGGUAGUUUGGAAAUUCUCAUUUUUGAGCUGUGUGCUUUCCAGUACACUAGACCUUACUAAAGAAAAUGUUGGAAUUAUAAGUAUUAAAACCUUACAGUAGAUGAUUCUAACCACCCUUUACUUUUUGUCCUUAUCUGUUUUGGAGCAUCAUGCUGCUGUAAAAUUUUCUGGGUUCUUCUUUAGUUUUGCAUGAUUUAAUUUGAUUUAAUUACGAUUUGAUUUAAUUUUGAUAUUUGUCUUAAUACUUAUAACUCUUAAUGGCUUGUGCCUACAAAUUUGCUUAAUCUUUUGUGUAGAUGAAAAACCUUGUUUUGAAAUUCUUGUACAUAGACUCCUUCUUAUUAAUGAAUUUUAAACUCCAUAUUGUAGAAUGUGUGAAUAAUUGUACAUUAGCUGUUGCCGUACACUUAAUGUUACACGUGUAUUUGGACUAUUCUUAAUGUCUUCUGCUUUGAGAAUUUUUUUUGCAGGAGCAGAAUUUUCUGUUUGAGAACAAUCUCUUACAUAGUGUCAUUUUCAUGUGGCUGUGAACCACAUUUUUGGAACUAAUGAUCACUUAAACUUUACUGAUACUCUACUUUCAGAAAAAUGAAGUAGCAGCUUUUAGAGCCAAGAUUCUGAAAGCAUUUUGCUAACUUUUGUUGAUGCUAUGUGUUUCUUUUAUAAGCUGUUGUGGAUUGACUCUGUCUGACUGGCAGUGCCCACCUAAGCCAUUCUCUAACUUCCUCUGCAAGACAGGGCGGGAAGGUGCAGAAUAUACAGUGAUGAGAAAGUUAGUGGAUUGAAAAAAGGGCAGGGAAAUCACUCAGCGAUGGUUGUUGCAGGCAAAACAGACUAGAUUUGGGGAAGAUUAGUGAAAUUGGUAUCUGCAGGGCUGUUUCUCUCAAAUGUUCCCAUUCCUCUUUCUCACUACUACUGUGCAGUGUUUUAACCUUUCUCAAAACCAUUAUCACAGAGGUGCAACUGGCUCACAGCUCAGCUUUGGCCAGCAGUGGGUCCCUUUUGGAGCCAGCUGGAAACUGGCUUUCAGCUAGUGUGGGGUAGCUGCUGUGCUGUGCUUAGAGGCCACCUCUGCAGCUCCCUGCAACUGAGACCUUACUGUGUAAACUUACAUAUUAUGUAAGCACAUCGGUAAAGAAAUUCAAAUAAAAGUAAUAAUAUAAAGUAAUGUAAACAUAUCUUAAUUUUCCUCAUGAAUAGACAACUUUGUGUGUCAUUUUCACAUAUGGAUUAAUUUUAGUCAUUAAAGCAGUUAAAACAUCCAUUCAGUAGAGAAUAACAGUGUCAGUGCAUGGAGAACUGUAUCAUUAAGAUUUCUAAUAACACAAUGACAGCUGAUGUGAAGAAGGCCAUGAUCCAACUCCCUGUUUGUACUAAACUGUUGCAGUUAUAAUCUCUGAGAAAUCAAUACCUUAAAUAACUAUAAGUUAUGCAUGUGGAUUUUGAAGUAAGUUAGCAAUUAGCUAGGCUAGAUUUACUAUUUUCAGUUGAUAUUUCCUUGUUUGUGAGGUUGUUGGCUACCGAAGGUGCCAUUAGUCUGGUGAGUGCUCCAAACAUCAUAGAUGGAUGAGGUUUACAUCAUACAUCAUGAGGUUUACAUUCAAUUUUCUCAGUUUUUUCUUUAUUAAGAAAUUCUGUACUGGAAGAAAAUAAGACCAAACACCAGGAAUUUUGUAAUUCAGCUGUUUAUUAUUCCAUACAUUGUCUUCAACUGCUAUAUCUUGUUUCAUCUUGUAUGUUCAUAGAUUCACAGAAUAGUUUGGGUUGAAGGGGACCUAAAAGAUCAAGAUGUUCUUCAGAUGUCUGAUGUUAUAUCAGCAUUAGAAAUAAUCAUUAAAUUUAUUUCAGAGAUAGUGUGUGUGUGAGAGAGACAGAGAGAGAGAAGCUGAGACUAAGCUACAAAAUAAAUCUGUUGAACUGAUGCAGGUGGAAAAGUUUUUUUUCGUUUGUUUUUUCUUUUCAGUCUAGAUCAGUUUUAUAGCCUGUUCUCAUGUACAGCUCCAGAAACAGUGCAUUGAGACAACUACGAGAGAAGUUCUGGGAAGGGUCUGUUCAAGAAAUAGUGUGAAAAUGUGCCUCCAGACUGUUUUGCAAAUGCUGCUUGAUUGACAUUCCAUGUAGUUAAAAAAAAAAAUCUGGCCAGCCACUUGUAAUUUUCAGUUUGACUAGGUAGUUUUUUUUCUGUCUGUUUAGCUUUAUUUAAAGCUGUUUGGCCUUUAUGUCACGAUGUAACAUGGUGUUUUGGUUUUUUGUUUGUUUGUUUUGUUUUUUUAAUCUUUUUUUUUAAGAGGACAAGUAAAAGUGUAGUAAAAGUGAGAGAGUAAGCAAAAAACUGUCCCAUUUAUGCAAUUACUUAUUGUGUGUACGUUGUGCAUAUGCAGUGGCAUUGUGGUUCUCACUUUCAAAAUCCACCAAGAAGGUGGUAAAGUACAUCGAUUCUUCGUUAGAUGUUUGACUAGCUUACAUACCUUAAUGCAUAAAAAUGAAAGUAUGCAAAAGUAGGUAAAUAACUGAUUAAGUAAGUUAUGCUUCCUAAAGUUUAUUUACUUAAAAGCAGUUACUGUUGAAGGAUGGAGACUGUAUAUUCACAUAAUAACCCCAAAAGACUUCCACAGGAAAGUUUACAGUUGAUUUAUAUAAUAACAUAGUUUUGAUAGAAACAGUAAGUUAAUUAUCUUUCCUGUUACUUGCUCAAGAAAUGUUUAGACUACCAAUGAAAUUGUCAGGAAAGUCAUUACAAUUCCAGUUUUUACUGGUGUGCAUUUCGGGUGCAAGAGAACACAGAUUCAAGGAGAGAUACUUAGAGAUCCUUUGGGGCACUGUGACAUGGGUAAACUGUAACAGCCUUGGAUUUUAUCAUGAGCUGAAAAUAAUCAGAAGGUGGGAAAAUAUUAGAGGAAAGUAUAGUUACACAAUUGCCUUGAUUUUACUUUUCCAGGGAAUUUACUGUUUUGGUCUUGCAAAGCAAGGUUUUGGUAAUGAUGCUGCUGUUACAUAGGUUCAAGUCAUCAGCUAACUUUGUAACUAUGUAGCGUUUCAAAGAGGUUGUGAAAAACUAACCAUAUUUCAAGUUGUGUAGUCCUUAUCUAUUCGGUUUUACAUAUUCUCCCAUGUACCAUAGUGGUACUUCUAGAUUAAAUAUAUCCUUGAAAACACAGGUCUCAUUGCAUAACUUAACAUCACUGAAACUAAUUUUGUCUUGGAAGAAAUUUAUGCCACCUUCGUCUUUCUUUUAGCUUUUUUAGUAAAAACAGAUCCAUCAGUUCUGCCUUUUUAAAUCUGCUUCUAAUGAAUUUCUCUUUUAGACUUUUCCACAGCGUAAUUUCUGCAAACACAGUGAAGAAAACCCAAUUUUUGUUAAACUUAUUCUCCCCUCUGUUUGACUUGAAACAUUUUGGUUUGUUACAGGUUUUGUUUUGUUUUCAAUUUUUUUUUUUUUGGAAAAAAGAUCUCUUACAAAACCUUGUGCUUUUGGUCAGCUCUUCUUCCCACAGAACCAUUCCUCCAGCUGGAAUUUCUGUUUAUGGUCACAUGCCUAUCUUUCCAUUCCUGUUUGUUUUGCCUUAAAUUCUUUUUGAAAGGAGAAGUGUGGGCAUGUAUUUGCUUUCUUCUUCCUUGCUGCUCUUCAUUAGCACCCAAAUGGUUUGUCCACCUCCUCCUGUCUGCUUGUGUUUUUGAUGCCUUGGAUAUGUAUGUUGUGUACCAUCUCAGUCUCUUCGAAGUUUCCAGCAUCAAUAGAGGCUGCACUGUUGCUGUCCAUUAAUGCAGUGAUGCUUAUCCCUGCUGUCACACCACAGGUGUGCACAGCCAUAGUCCUCUGUUAAAAGAAAUCAGAUCUGGUUUCCUGCACAAUAUGUUUCUCCUCUUGGAGGUCCUAAAGAUUGAGUUAUAGAUACGUACUGUAGCAAAAUAGGAAUAGUUCUGGCUGCACAAGUGUUUCUGUUUGUGUAAUAUUCAGCUCUGUAAGAUAUGAACUAAGCAUUCUCAUCAGGGUUGGUUGCCUUUAUAAAAAGGGGAGAAGAGACAGGAAGAACAUUUUGUGCUUCAGAAAAGGGUGUUAGUUUUACUUGGUCAGCACAGUGAAACUAUUUUUUGUGUGUCAGUCUAUCUCUACAUUUCUGUUCCAUAUCCCAAGUUCAUGUACUCAAACAUAGUGUAUCAGAUUUUUUUUUUCUGAUACAAGUUCUUUUCACAAAUGUUUUUGUAUUGGCAUGAUUAAACAUUGUAUUGAAACAAAGCUCCUCUUUGCUUCUCCUUUUUUUGUAACUUUUCUCUUAGUUUCUGGUAAGGAAAAAAUGAUGGUGAAAUGCUUCAAAAAUGCUGACCUAAAAAAAAAAAAAAAACCAGCACCUUUUGUUUAAAGAUACUUUAAAUCUAGUAAAAUUAUUUUGGUGGAAAAUUAGUAAUUUUAUGAAGGAUUUACAAAUAAAAUGUAGAAUUUUAUCUUCUUUCCCAUUUUCUAUAUAAAAAGGAUAACCUAUGUUUAAUUAAUCCAUAUGCAACAAAUUUCUCAAAGAGAAGAAAUUUAUCCAUGUUUUCCUUUAACUUAAUGUAGCUUCCUAGGAACUUUUUUGUUGGCAACCUAUAUUUUUAAUUGGAAUAAGUUUUUCUAACUCUUUUUAAAAAGUGUUCCCAAUUAAUAGGUGUGCAUUUAUAUUAAACAGACUGCAAGGUCUCUGUGUACAAUAGGGCUUGCAAUAACAGUAUUUAGUGUGCCUGCAUAUAUGUUUUAGAGUGGAGCAGCUUGAUGCUUCUGUGUAGAGAUUAGUGAUGUCAGCCUUUUGUUUCCUAGUACCAAGCCUUGCAAAUGGUCUGAAGUUAUCAGUGAGUAAGCAGAAUUUCAUUUCAGUUUAGGGACCUUGUGUAAUUUUUGUUCUCAGGGAGACCUUUUUAGUUUUCUUAAGGCAUCUUUUUCUUCUGGUACCGCUUUUUGCCUUGUUUACAUCUUUGGAGUCUUAUAGUUUCUAUUAAGGAACAAUUUCCAGUGCCCUGCAUGCCUCCAGCAUGUUUUUCUGACCUCAAGCUGUCUUCUCUGCACCGUCUUUGGAAGACAUUUGGCCCUGUUCUGCAUACCAAGUACCAUGGUAACUGUAGUUCUUGAGGAGUGAAUAAGGUAUCAGGAACUGUAGGGAGUGCAAGUAUUUGAGUAGGACCUUGUCUCCCAUUCCUUGGUUGCCUUAACCUCUUAUUUGCAGGCAAAACUAGGGAACCUCUAGCAAUUAUAUCUUUGUGUUCGAAGAGAAAAAGUGUUUGGGACAUUCCAGUACAGCAGAGACAGAAAGGGCAAAGUUUGGGCUAAAAAUAGCUCAAGCCAAGCCACAGGCUGUACUUUAACAAGUUGGUGUAUGUUACACCGCUUUGUAAUAUGAGACCAGUGCUGUUCAUGUGCUUGUAUGUGGGCAGUUUGCCUCCCUGGCAUUGCCAAACAAAUCCUAAGGAGGGGGGGAAAAAAAAGUCAAAAAAAGAGACAAAGGGAACGAAUGAGCAGUCCAGUGGUACUUUGUGCUUUCCAAAAUGUUUGAUUCCAGGGUCCAUUGAUGGCUUGCAUGAGAAAGGAAUGGUUGAAGACGUUCAUUGUGGCUCCAUGAAGACUAUGCGACCUCCUCACCCUGGGAUGGGCCCACCUCAGAGUCCAAUGGACCAGCACAGCCAAGGUUAUAUGUCUCCACACCCGUCUCCACUAGGAGCACCAGAGCAUGUGUCCAGUCCAAUGUCUGGAGGAGGUCCAACUCCACCCCAGAUGACUCCCAGCCAACCGGGACCUAUUAUACCUGGGGACCCACAAGUUAUGAAUCAACCCAACAGAGGUCCUUCCCCUUUCAGCCCUGUACAGCUGCACCAACUUCGGGCUCAGAUUCUAGCAUACAAAAUGUUAGCUAGAGGUCAGCCUUUGCCAGAAAAUCUCCAGCUUGCUGUUCAGGGGAAACGGACCCUUCCUGGUAUUCAACAGCAGCAGCCUCCCAGUGCCUUCAACAGACAGUCUGGUAUUGGGAUGCAUGCAAUGAGUGGUGCUGCAACUGGACCAGGGCCUGCUGCAGGAAUACCUGGACAUACAGCUGCCAUUACCUCUAAAACUUGGAAUGAAGGUACAGGCCAAACCCCAGAUAUGAGUGUCUCCAGUGCACCGCAAAAACUUCCUGCACCAUCUCCAAGUGGGAGGCCUUCUCCUGCCCCUACAGCUGCCCAGCCUGCUGCUGCUAUGCCUGGGCCUUCUGUACCACAGCCACCACCUGGACAGCCUUCCCCCAUUGUUCAGCUGCAGCAAAAGCAGAAUCGCAUCAGCCCUAUUCAAAAGCCACAAGGAUUAGACCCCGUUGAAAUUCUUCAAGAACGUGAAUAUAGGCUUCAAGCACGAAUUGCUCACAGAAUCCAGGAACUGGAGAACUUGCCAGGUUCUCUGCCCCCUGAUCUGCGAACCAAAGCGACGGUGGAGUUGAAGGCACUUAGGUUACUGAAUUUCCAGCGCCAGUUGAGACAAGAGGUAGUAGCCUGUAUGCGUCGUGAUACAACCCUGGAGACGGCACUGAACUCCAAGGCCUAUAAACGAAGCAAGCGCCAGACUUUGAGGGAGGCACGUAUGACUGAAAAGCUUGAGAAACAGCAGAAGAUAGAACAGGAGAGGAAGCGUAGACAGAAGCAUCAGGAGUACCUGAAUAGCAUAUUGCAGCAUGCUAAAGACUUCAAGGAGUACCAUCGGUCAGUGGCUGGCAAGAUUCAGAAACUUUCCAAAGCUGUGGCAACUUGGCAUGCCAACACUGAACGUGAGCAGAAGAAAGAAACUGAGAGAAUUGAGAAAGAAAGAAUGAGGAGACUAAUGGCUGAAGAUGAAGAAGGCUACCGUAAGCUGAUUGACCAAAAGAAAGAUAGACGCCUGGCCUAUCUGUUGCAGCAGACAGACGAGUACGUUGCUAACUUGACUAAUCUGGUAUGGGAACAUAAACAGGCACAAGCAGCCAAAGAAAAGAAGAAGAGGAGGAGAAGAAAGAAGAAGGCUGAAGAGAAUGCAGAAGGCAUGGCAUCUGGUCUUGGUCCUGAUGGAGAGCCCAUAGAUGAGAGCAGCCAGAUGAGUGACCUUCCUGUCAAAGUGACUCACACUGAAACAGGCAAAGUUCUUCUUGGUCCAGAGGCACCAAAAGCAAGUCAGCUAGAUGCUUGGCUGGAAAUGAACCCUGGCUAUGAAGUUGCUCCCAGGUCAGACAGUGAAGAUGAAAGUGGUUCUGAAUAUGAGGAGGAGGAUGAUGAAGAAGAAUCAAGCAGAUUAGAAGCAGAUGAGAAGAUACUCCUGGAUCCUAACAGUGAAGAAGUUUCUGAGAAAGAUGCUAAGCAAAUAAUUGAGACAGCCAAACAAGAUGUGGAUGAUGAAUACAGUAUGCAAUAUAGUGCUAGAGGGUCUCAGUCCUACUACACAGUUGCACAUGCAAUCACAGAAAGGGUGGAAAAGCAGUCUUCUCUUCUAAUUAAUGGCACACUAAAACAUUAUCAGCUUCAGGGACUGGAAUGGAUGGUUUCACUCUAUAAUAACAAUCUGAAUGGGAUUUUAGCUGAUGAAAUGGGUCUGGGAAAGACAAUUCAGACUAUCGCACUUAUCACUUACUUGAUGGAGCACAAAAGGCUCAAUGGCCCCUAUCUCAUCAUUGUUCCCCUUUCGACAUUAUCCAACUGGACAUACGAAUUUGACAAAUGGGCUCCUUCUGUGGUGAAGAUAUCUUACAAGGGUACACCUGCAAUGCGCCGCUCACUUGUUCCUCAGCUUCGAAGUGGAAAAUUUAAUGUUCUUUUGACUACUUAUGAGUACAUAAUAAAGGACAAACAUAUCCUUGCUAAGAUUCGAUGGAAAUACAUGAUAGUAGAUGAAGGUCAUCGAAUGAAGAAUCAUCACUGCAAACUGACUCAGGUCUUGAACACUCACUAUGUGGCCCCUAGGCGAAUUCUACUGACUGGGACACCAUUGCAGAAUAAAUUGCCUGAACUGUGGGCUCUUCUCAAUUUCCUUCUCCCAACCAUCUUCAAGAGCUGUAGCACCUUUGAACAGUGGUUCAAUGCUCCAUUUGCCAUGACAGGAGAAAGGGUGGACUUAAAUGAAGAAGAAACUAUUCUGAUCAUCCGUCGUCUCCAUAAAGUACUCCGACCCUUCUUGCUGAGAAGACUGAAGAAGGAAGUAGAGUCUCAACUGCCAGAAAAGGUAGAAUAUGUGAUCAAAUGUGAUAUGUCUGCUCUCCAGAAGAUCCUAUACCGACACAUGCAAGCCAAGGGAAUCCUUCUUACAGAUGGUUCUGAGAAAGACAAGAAGGGAAAAGGUGGCGCAAAGACUCUUAUGAACACCAUCAUGCAACUGAGAAAGAUUUGCAAUCAUCCAUAUAUGUUUCAGCACAUUGAGGAAUCCUUUGCUGAACAUUUAGGCUACUCAAAUGGUGUCAUCAAUGGAGCUGAACUUUAUCGGGCCUCCGGAAAGUUUGAGCUACUUGAUCGUAUUCUACCAAAGUUACGAGCUACAAACCAUCGUGUGCUUCUUUUCUGUCAAAUGACAUCACUCAUGACCAUUAUGGAAGACUACUUUGCCUUUCGAAAUUUCCUGUACUUGCGUCUUGAUGGCACAACAAAAUCAGAAGACAGAGCUGCUCUCUUGAAGAAGUUCAACGAGCCUGGGUCACAAUACUUUAUCUUUUUGCUGAGUACAAGGGCUGGAGGGCUAGGCUUAAAUCUCCAGGCUGCUGAUACUGUUAUAAUCUUUGAUAGUGACUGGAAUCCUCACCAGGACUUGCAGGCACAAGAUAGAGCUCACCGAAUUGGCCAGCAGAAUGAAGUUCGAGUUUUGCGACUGUGCACCGUGAACAGCGUGGAAGAGAAGAUUCUUGCUGCUGCAAAGUAUAAGUUGAAUGUAGAUCAAAAAGUUAUUCAGGCUGGAAUGUUUGAUCAAAAGUCUUCAAGUCAUGAAAGGAGGGCUUUUCUACAGGCUAUACUGGAGCAUGAGGAAGAAAAUGAGGAAGAAGAUGAAGUUCCUGAUGAUGAGACUCUGAAUCAGAUGAUUGCUCGACGUGAAGAGGAAUUUGAUCUCUUUAUGCGUAUGGACAUGGACCGUCGUAGAGAAGAUGCCAGAAACCCCAAGCGCAAGCCCCGCUUGAUGGAGGAGGAUGAGUUGCCAUCGUGGAUUAUUAAGGAUGAUGCUGAAGUUGAAAGGCUCACGUGUGAAGAAGAGGAAGAAAAGAUAUUUGGAAGAGGAUCCCGUCAACGUAGGGAUGUGGACUACAGUGAUGCUCUCACAGAGAAACAGUGGCUGCGGGCAAUCGAAGACGGCAAUUUGGAAGAAAUGGAAGAGGAAGUCCGGCUUAAAAAGCGGAAGAGACGAAGAAAUGUGGAUAAGGAUUCUGGGAAGGAGGAUGGAGAGAAAGCAAAGAAAAGAAGAGGCAGACCUCCUGCAGAGAAAUUAUCACCUAACCCACCCAAACUGACGAAACAAAUGAAUGCCAUCAUUGAUACAGUGAUAAACUACAAAGACAGUUCUGGGCGGCAGCUAAGUGAAGUCUUCAUUCAGCUCCCAUCGAGGAAAGAACUACCAGAGUAUUAUGAAUUGAUUAGGAAACCAGUGGACUUCAAAAAAAUUAAGGAAAGAAUUCGCAACCAUAAAUAUCGGAGUCUUGGGGAUCUGGAGAAGGAUGUCAUGUUGCUGUGUCAUAAUGCUCAGACAUUCAAUCUGGAGGGAUCACAGAUCUAUGAGGAUUCUAUUGUUCUUCAGUCUGUGUUCAAAAGUGCACGACAGAAGAUUGCCAAAGAAGAAGAAAGUGAGGACGAAAGCAAUGAUGAUGAAGAUGAGGAUGAUGAAGAGGAGUCAGAGUCAGAAUCAAAAUCUGUGAAAGUCAAAAUCAAGCUGAAUAAGAAGGAUGAAAAAAGUCGGGAGAAAGGAAAAGGCAAGAAGAGGCAAAGCCGAGCAAAAGCCAAACCUGUUGUGAGUGAUGAUGAUAGUGAUGAGGAUCAAGAUGAAAAUGACCAGUCGGAAGCAAGCGGAAGUGAUGAUGAGUGAUCCAUAGGGUUUAUUUUCUUGGCAGAACUGACCCCUUCCCCUUCUCUUCUCCCUUCUCCUAUUUUAUGCCCAGUGAAUUCAUUUUGUCAAAUAGACAUUGGGUUGUUUCUGUAUUCUCAUUCUCUAUAAAUUAGCUUUAGGAUAGUGCCAGACAAAAAUAUGAUAUCAUGGUGUAAAAAAAAAAAAAAAAAAGUAAAAAAAAAAAAAAAAAGUUAAAAAAAAAAAAAGUAAUGUUGUGACCAAAUGGGCCUCAAAGAUUUAAAAAACUAAACAUUAAAAAAAAAAAAAAAAAAAGCUUUUGAUGGAAAAUGUGGGUUAGUAGUAUAUUUCUAUGGGCUGGGUUUAGCUUGGUAAUGGUUUGGCUUUACCUGGUUUUAUCAUUUGAUAAGAAGUUUUUAAGUGGCAUUGGAAAGACAAAAAAAAAAAAAAAAAAAAGUCUUUUGUAGCAUUGAUAACCAGGAGAAGCCAUUAAAAGUCACUGGUUAUUUUAUUGUUCAUCAGGCAGUUUUUGAGGUUUUUAUUUCUUCUGUAUUGUUUUUUUUUUUUUUUUUUUUUUUUUUUUUUACACUGUGGUACAUAUAUGCAACUUUGUUUAAUAGCUUAUAUUUGUACAGUAGUUAGCCUUCAUCCAUUUUGUCCCAUUUAUGUUUUUCCACUUACGCUUGACGAUCUUCAGAAAAAUGCUUUUUGAAUUGUAUCAAAUUUAUGUCUACUGUAAACUUUGCUUAACUUUUUUCUCCUUGAUUAAAAAAGUUGGGUUGAAAAAUGCUAUUGAAUAUUGCAAUCUAUAUAGUGUAAUGGAUGGCUUCUUUCAUCAGACUGAUCUUCUAUGUUACCAAUGUGGAUUAUCACCUUUUCCCUAAAGUGUACUUAAUCUUUGCUUUCUUUGCACAAUGUCUUUGGUUGCAAGUCAUAAGCCUGAGGCAAAUAAAAUUCCAGUAAUUUUGAA